Malassezia globosa CBS 7966 is the source of this 3195-nucleotide messenger RNA. RefSeq lists its product as uncharacterized. The transcript has a single exon. Gene Ontology annotation, cellular component: nucleolus; 90S preribosome. The record is from RefSeq and is a predicted model, not a curated record. Gene Ontology annotation, biological process: rRNA acetylation involved in maturation of SSU-rRNA. The coding region runs from base 1 to 3195 and encodes 1064 amino acids. Gene Ontology annotation, molecular function: tRNA binding; ATP binding; 18S rRNA cytidine N-acetyltransferase activity. NCBI's taxonomy places the organism in Eukaryota, Fungi, Basidiomycota, Malasseziomycetes, Malasseziales, Malasseziaceae.
AUGCGGAAGCAAUUGGAUCCACGGAUCCCAACCCUGAUACGAAACAAUGUAUCAAGCGGGCACAGGUCCUUCUUUGUCGUCGUGGGCGACCAUGGACGUGAUCAAGUGGUAAAUCUGCAUUUCCUGCUGUCACAAUCACGAGUUGAGGCCAGACCGAAUGUGCUUUGGUGCUACAAGAAAGACCUAGGCUUCACCACACAUCGUAAAAAGCGCGAGGCGAAAAUCAAGCGAGAUAUUAGGCGUGGUGUCCGUGACCAGGAUUCGCAGGACCCGUUCGAGUUGUUUGUCGGAGUGACAGACAUUCGUUACUGCUACUUCAAAGACACACCAAAAAUCCUCGGUCGCACUUUUGGAAUGCUCGUACUACAGGAUUUCGAAGCGAUAACACCCAACAUGCUUGCACGCACAAUUGAAACAGUCGAAGGCGGCGGCAUUGUAGUGCUUCUGCUCCAAAACAUGUCGAAUCUCCGGCAGCUACACUCCUUAUCGAUGGAUGUACACAAACGAUACCGCACGGCUUCGACGGAUGAGGAGCCCGUCGCAAGAUUCAAUGAGCGGUUUCUCUUGUCGCUAAGUGCAUGCGCUGAUUGCUUGCUACUUGAUGACGAGCUGAACGUGCUCCCCGUCAGUAACGGCAGGGAUAUCCGACCUCUGCCCGAGACACAGUCGUCACAAAGCACGGGCGGAGUCGGUGCAGCUGUACGACGUGAUGCAGCGACGCGCGAGCGAGAAGAAAAUAUAGCUGCUCUGCGAGCAGACGUGUCGGAAACACGCGUCGUGGGUGACGUGAUUCGCCAUGCCAAGACCAUGGAUCAGGCAACGGCUGUCCUAACGAUUCUGGAUGUGCUAGCGAGCUCGUCCCUCUCAACGACCGUGACACUUACAGCAGGUCGUGGUCGCGGAAAGUCUGCAGCGCUUGGCCUUUGCUUGGCAGCUGCGAUCGCGCAUGGCUACAGCAAUAUCUUCGUCACAUCGCCGAGCCCCGAGAACCUCAAGACUUUGUUCGAGUUCGUGCUAAAGGGACUAGAUACGCUUGGCUACGACGAAGUGGCAGACUGGGACUUGCAGCGUGGCACGGGCGAGUGGAAAGACACCGUGGUGCGUGUCAAUGUGUUCCGUGGCCACCGCCAAACCAUUCAGUAUAUCCAACCACAGGACCAUGCGGUGCUGAGUCAGGCCGAGCUACUUGUUAUUGACGAGGCAGCCGCCAUUCCACUGCCUCUUGUGCGCCAAUUGCUCGGCCCCUACCUUGUGCUGAUGUCGUCCACGAUCAAUGGCUAUGAGGGCACUGGACGCAGUCUCUCGCUCAAGCUUUUCCAGCAACUACGAGCGAACUCGUCGAGCGUGGGCGCUCGCACACUAAAAGAAGUGGAAUUGCGCGAGCCGAUUCGGUAUGCACCCGGUGAUAAGGUCGAGGCAUGGCUAAACGAGUUGCUGUGCUUGGAUGCAUCGCUGGCGAAAAUGCCCACCCAUUCGCGUGAUGGAUGCCCGCAUCCUAGCACGUGUGAUCUGUAUAUGGUGAAUCGCGAUACGCUCUUCAGCUAUCAUCCAGCGAGUGAGCUCUUUCUCCAGCGAAUCAUGGCUUUGUAUGUCGCUGGUCACUACAAAAAUUCGCCCAAUGACCUGCAGCUACUGAGUGAUGCACCAGCCCAUGCCCUGUUUGUCCUGCUGCCGCCUCUCUCGAGUGGAACGCUGCCGGAGCCAUUAUGUGUGGUGCAAGUCGCGUUGGAGGGUAACAUCAGUCGCCAGGCCAUCUUGAACAGCCUUGCACGCGGGACUCGUGAUGCCGGCGACUUGGUGCCUUGGCUCAUGACGCAGCAGUUCCAGGAUGCCGACUUUGCAAGCUUGUCAGGUGCGCGGGUCGUCCGCAUUGCUGUGCAUCCCGAGUACGCUCGCAUGGGCUAUGGCGCACGUGCACUAGAGCAGCUUGAAAUGUUUUACGAAGGCGCACUUCUUGAUCCCGAUGCACACGCGGAGAAAGUGGCCCGUGAUGCAUCUCGUCCAGCGACAACACGCACCGAGUUGGGUGGUCGAGAGCCCAAGUCCUUGCCACCCCUGCUCGAGCGGCUGUCGGAGCGACAGCCUGAAUCACUGGACUGGCUCGGUGUAUCGUACGGACUAACGUCGGAGCUCUUCAAGUUCUGGAGGCGUGCAGGCUUCACACCCUUGUACAUCCGGCAGGUGCCUAAUGAGCUGACGGGCGAGUAUUCCGCUGUGCAAAUCAAGACCCUACAUGGCCAGCAGUCGUGGCUGAGUGCCUUUGCUGGUGACUUCCGCAAGCGCUUCUGCAAUCUGCUAUCUUUCCGUUUCCGUGAAUUGCGCACUGUGACAGCACUUGGCAUCCUCGAGGCAGCUUCUGCUGCAGUAGCAGCGGUGCCGGCACCGGAGGCGACGGCCGCUCGUACGACCGAGUCUGUGCCCUUAUCAUAUCCUGAGCUGCGCAUGCUAUUGACGCCCUUUGACAUGAAGCGCCUUGAGUCCUACGGCAACAAUCUACUGGAACUGCAGAUCGUCGUUGAUUUGCUACCGACGCUCGCGAUGCUAUACUUUGGGCGUCGACUGCGCUCGGCCGAUGACGAGUCGGACAUGGAACGAGAGCUCUCGGUGAGUGGUCUAUCGGCGGCGCUGCUCUUAGCCAUCGGUCUGCAGCGGCGCUCCCUGGAUGACAUUGCAAGUGAGUUGCAGAUUGCUGUACACCAAGCGCACACACUGCUCUGCAAAGCCGUAAGGCACAUGGUUCAGAGUCUUCGUGCGCUUGAGAAGCGCGACGCAGAGGCUGUCGUCGAUGCACAAGCCCCUCGCAUAGAACAGCAGAAACUGUGGGCACCGGUAGCAGAAAAUCUUGAAGAAGAACUUGCAGAUGCUGGUCGUGACGCUGUUGAGCCUGACGCUGGCCAGCGCGCAUUCACACAAGAGCUGCUGAAUGAUACUGAAAUGUCCAAGUAUGCGAUUGCGCAGGACGAUGAUAAUGCAUGGAAAGAGGCUGAAGCUCGCGUUCGAAAGAUGCAAGAUGACUCUACUGGACGCUCGUAUUCUUCUACAUUUAGUAUUCGUGCGCCAGAGGCCGCGCAACGCGAUUCGGAGAGUGGGCGUCAAGAUGAUGUUUCUUCCUCGAAGAAGAAGCGGUCGGCGCCAUCUUCAAACAAGGCGGCUGCCUCUGGUAAGAAACGCCGAGCAUCUCGCGCACACUCAUAG